This is a messenger RNA of Schistocerca serialis cubense, 672 nucleotides long. RefSeq lists its product as uncharacterized. NCBI's taxonomy places the organism in Eukaryota, Metazoa, Arthropoda, Insecta, Orthoptera, Acrididae. Bases 1 to 672 code for a protein of 223 amino acids. The transcript is spliced from 4 exons. The record is from RefSeq and is a predicted model, not a curated record.
AUGUGUGAAGGACCUCCAGGUGUUUCUUGGCAAGAUUACCUGUUUGCCAAAUUUAUUCCUUGGGCAGCUUCCAUUGCCUAUGAUUUGAAUCAGUUUCCUUCAUCUUGCUAUGUGAUGCAUCACCCUAGAUUGUCAUUGAUUCUGGCAAUAGGUGCAUCUCUUCAUGGAAAUGGGGUCAUUGUUUCUCAUACGUUUCCAAAUGGUUCUCAGAAUCUUGUACUGUUUGUUUCUGAAUCCCUAGUUCAGGCUCAAGAAAUGAAGUCACAAUUCAAUAAGGAAGCACGGGAUAUAAUUUUUGGACUGCGCAAACUCUUCAUUUUUCUAGGGAUUCAUGAUGGUGUUGGUGUAGUGUUGGGCCGGCCACAGCGUGCCGAACUUCACGUGUGCAGCAUGUUAUGUGCAGUGUCGCAAAAAUGGAUUCAUGCGAAGUGUUUCGCGGGAACGGAAGAAUGGGACGCGAAAUGUGACUGUGGCAUGGAAUACUGCGACCUACUAACGGUAGCUUUGUCAAGAUACGAUAACUGCAUAGAAGAAAGUGUUACUGCAUCGCUUCAGCAAGACCUUGUGCUUGCAAAUCGUUACGUAAAUAAGUCAGAGGAGCUGAUAAAGCAACAGAAAGAUGACGAUUUAACAAACGAGUGUAAUGAAAACACACUGGCAACUUUCGUUUGA